Messenger RNA from Syzygium oleosum, 1061 nucleotides. RefSeq lists its product as uncharacterized. Gene Ontology annotation, molecular function: rRNA (adenine-N6-)-methyltransferase activity; nucleic acid binding. Lineage: Eukaryota; Viridiplantae; Streptophyta; Magnoliopsida; Myrtales; Myrtaceae. The transcript is spliced from 9 exons. The coding region runs from base 208 to 834 and encodes 208 amino acids. The record is from RefSeq and is a predicted model, not a curated record. Gene Ontology annotation, biological process: rRNA methylation.
GUCCUUUUGUCAGAGCUUAGAAUAUGUCUCUUGAUCCUGCUCCUUCCCCUUUCCACUAGAUAUAAAACCCCUUUUGACUCAGGAAUCCAUAAUCCUAAUUAGGGUUUUUAUACAGCACAAAAGGCGAAGCCUUUUUGUAUAUCUGCUCUUCAUUCUCUCUCUCUCUCUCUCUCUCUCUCUCCUUCUGUCAGUGCGGGAGAUUCUGCAAUGAAACUGAAGCAAUUGGAAGGUCUCCUGGGCGAUCUCCAACAGUUCUCCAACCCAAAGGUGGAGCUGGAACAGUACCCAACCGGACCUCACAUUGCUUCUCGCAUGCUUUACACUGCAGAGCAUUCGUUCGGAGAUGUGAGCGACAGGGUCGUAGCUGAUUUCGGAUGUGGUUGUGGUACGUUGGGUAUUGCAGCGGCCCUCUUAGGUGCAGAGCAUGUUGUCGGGAUUGAUGUCGAUUCUCAGUCUCUUGAAAUCGCGUCGGCAAAUGCAGAGGAGCUUGAGGUGGAAUUGAACUUGGUUCAGUGUGACCUCAGCAACUUGGAUUUUAGGGGCCACAUUGUUGAUACUGUCGUAAUGAAUCCUCCUUUUGGUACCCGGAAAAAGGGGGCGGACAUGGAGUUUCUCCGAGUGGCUCUUGCAGUUGCCUCUCAAGCAGUUUAUUCCUUGCAUAAAACAUCAACAAGAGAACAUGUUAAGAGGGCAGCACUGCGGGACUUCAAUGCUGGCAGUGCUGAAGUUUUGUGUGAGCUUCGAUACGAUGUGCCUCACAUGUACAAGUUUCACAAAAAAAGGGAGGUGGACAUUGCUGUGGACCUCUGGCGCUUUGGACCACAAGGAGCUUAGGUGAAACCGGAAAAGCAGCUGCACAUUUAAUGGAAACCGCCGUACUUAGAAGCCGAGAAGUAGGAUAAUUUUUUUUUCGUGGUAGUUGGAGGACAUUUGGUUUACCAUUGAAGAGAGUUUCUGUAUUAUGUUCUGUUCAUAACAUGGGUAGAUUGUUCACUUCAGCCCAAAAAUUAAGCACCUUCUCUUGACAUUUGUAAUUAAUCAAAGUAAGAGCUUGUUUUAAA